CACGGGAGUUGAGUGAACCCUGGGGGUAUUUGCUGUUCACUCCGGUGAUGGGCGAGAAUGAAGAAGAAGAAGCAGUCGGCGGAGCAGGGGUGGGAAAAGAAGGUGAUCCUGUACCCUACAAUGGUACUGGUAACAAUAAUAACCCUAGCAGCGGCAGCGCUAAUGGAGGACCAAAAGGCAAGUCAUGCAAAGGAUGCCUCUAUUACUCUUCCCAUCUCAAAUCCAAACGCCACAACCCUCGUUGUGUCGGGGUCUCAAGACCUCUUCAACAAGUGCCAGGUUAUGUCAUUGGGGAGUCGGAGAUGGAGGCUUCGAAGGAUGGUCGUAGCCUAUCAGACUUCAAGUAUUCUUGUCUGGGUUACUCUGUCUACUUGGACAACAAAAAUAAUUCAGCUGAACAUCAUGAAGAGCAUGCUGAACUGCCCUUUUGUGUUGGCAUUGAGCUCUUGGUUGACAAAAGGGCUCCGAGCACUGAGCAUGCUCGUGCUAAUUCCAGCAGCAAGGAAGGUGAUCAGGCAUUUCCCCAACCUCGAAGCUAUAGACCGCCAAAUACCAUCGGUGAUGAAUUCUUGAGUAGAUUCACACGGAAUGCAGGCCUAGUGUCAUCAGGCGUGGCCAGAAACUUGUACAGAGUGGGAAAUUAUAUCAAAGAUAAUGUCGACGACAUACUUUAUCCCUAUAGGAGGCGACCCAAAUAGUACUCGAGGCUGUUCUUUAAUCUGUGUAUAAUAAAUUUGGGGCGCGAAGUGCCUGCAUCCUCAUGGCAUCCUCCACUCAUGUUUUUUAUUCUGAGUCUCGGUUGUUACUCUUGAAUCUUACUCUGGACAAGUUGUUUUCUUGGACAUCUUUCAUCAUUUUUGUAUUGUUAGAUUGCUAUUAAUAGCUUUUAUUCUUACAUCUGUUGCAUAUUUCCCACGAUC
Amborella trichopoda is the source of this 920-nucleotide messenger RNA. Its product is annotated as altered inheritance of mitochondria protein. NCBI's taxonomy places the organism in Eukaryota, Viridiplantae, Streptophyta, Magnoliopsida, Amborellales, Amborellaceae. The record is from RefSeq and is a predicted model, not a curated record.